AUGACCUCAGCUUACUUCGGCGUUGGUGGCGGUUCGAAUCCCGGAGCCGCCUCGGCCUACUUCGGUGUCGGUGGCGGUGGCGCCAAGCCCAUGGGCGGCGGAGGUGGCGGAGGCGGUGGCGGCAGCGUUCCAGCCGGAACCUCGGCUUACUUCGGUGUUGGAGCUGGUGGCGGUGGCGGUGGCGCGACCUCGGCGUACUUCUCGGUUGGCGGCGGCGGUGGUGGCGGCGCGGCUGCGGCUCCUCCUCCCCCGAUGGCCCCGAUGGGAGGCGGCGGAGGUGGCGGUACUUCGACGAUGACUGCCAUUGGUCAAGCCCCUGGUGGUGGCGGCGCUGGACGCUCGACCAUGACGGCCGUCGGUGGAAUGCCCGGAGGUGGCGGCGGUGGCCAAUCUACGAUGACUGCUGUUGGCGGCAUGCCCGGAGCCCCGGCUGGCGGAUCCUCGACGAUGACAGCUGUCGGAGGAAUGCCGAUGGGCGGCGGUGGCGGCCAAUCGACCAUGACGGCCAUUGGAGGAAUGCCUGGAGGAGGCGGUGCUGGCCGCUCGACGAUGACGGCCGUUGGAGGCAUGCCUGGCGCCCCGGCCGGCGGAUCUUCCACCAUGACCGCCGUCGGAGGAAUGCCGAUGGGAGGAGGCGGUGGCCAGUCGACGAUGACUGCCGUCGGAGGCAUGCCCGGCGCCCCGGCUGGCGGAUCUUCUACCAUGACCGCUGUCGGAGGGAUGCCGAUGGGAGGCGGAGGCGGCCAAUCGACGAUGACGGCUGUCGGUGGAAUGCCCGGAGGCGGUGGCGGUGGCCAGUCGACGAUGACGGCCGUUGGAGGAAUGCCUGGAGGCGGUGGCGGCGGCGCGUCGACCAUGACUGCUAUCGGAGGAAUGCCCGGAGGCGGUGGUGCCGGCCGUUCGACGAUGACAGCUGUCGGCGGCAUGCCUGGAGCCCCGGCUGGCGGCACUUCGACCAUGACUGCCGUCGGCGGCAUGCCCGGCGCCCCUGCUGGCGGCACCUCGACGAUGACCGCUGUGGGAGGAAUGCCCGGCGCCCCGGCCGGUGGUGGCGGCGCUUCGACGAUGACGGCCGUUGGCGGUGCUGGCGGCGGACUUCCGGCCCCUGCGAUGGGAGGAGGAGCCCCGAUGGGUGGAGGCGGUUUUGCCCCGACGGCCCCUGGCGGCGGCGGCGCGACCUCGGCUUACUUCGGUGUCGGCGGCGGCGGCGGUGGCGGCGCUACGUCUGCUUACUUCGGCGUUGGCGGCGGUGGCGGCGGCGGCUCGAAGCCGAUGGGCGGCGGCGGCGGCGGUGGAGGCGGUGUUCCGGCCGGCACUUCUGCCUACUUCGGCGUCGGUGGUGGUGGCGCGGCUGCUGGUGGCACGUCUGCCUACUUCGCCCCGAAA
Molecule: messenger RNA, 1386 nt
Organism: Mesorhabditis spiculigera
Lineage: Eukaryota; Metazoa; Nematoda; Chromadorea; Rhabditida; Rhabditidae
Source: the annotation of a GenBank genome assembly